AUGUUGGUGAUGUUCAGGUGGCACUGCAAACACACGGUAACCAGUGCAGGCAAUAUUCUUAGGCAACAGCGCAAACCCUUUUCUGGUGUUCAGAAGCGUGCUGAAGAUGAAGCUGCCAACAAGUGUUUGAUUCGAGGUGGCUUCACUGGUACUACUUCAGCUGGCCCCUCUUCUACACACGAGGCUGCCACUACGGCCGAUGCCACUUCCGAUGCUACUUCAGCUGUAGAGACUUCUACAGGCCCUACGACCGACGAAAAGACUGUAGAGUCUACUGGAACAACUUCUUCUGAAGACAAGACCACCGAGGCUACUACCACACAACCUGAUACUGUUUUGCAAACCACCACACCAAGCACUCUCAUUACCACCACCAGGGCUUCUCCUAAUACUAUCACAUCCGUUGUGACAACCGAUCCAGCGGCCACUAGCGAGGAAGUCCGUACCUACUACCCUUGCAAUAUCUUUGGCGGACCACGCGUCGCGAACCCAUACUGUCAAUGCAGCACCACAGUCUCCGGCAAGCAAUAUGUCACUUCGGCUUCUCUGAUCGACAACAGCUGCGAGGCCUAG
This is a messenger RNA of Fusarium pseudograminearum CS3096, 573 nucleotides long. RefSeq lists its product as uncharacterized. The transcript has 2 exons. Lineage: Eukaryota; Fungi; Ascomycota; Sordariomycetes; Hypocreales; Nectriaceae. The coding region runs from base 1 to 573 and encodes 190 amino acids. The record is from RefSeq and is a predicted model, not a curated record.